Molecule: messenger RNA, 2933 nt
Organism: Anguilla rostrata (American eel)
Lineage: Eukaryota; Metazoa; Chordata; Actinopteri; Anguilliformes; Anguillidae
Product: runt-related transcription factor 1-like
Exons: 7
Coding region: 1017-2351 (444 amino acids)
Biological process (GO): ossification; regulation of transcription by RNA polymerase II; regulation of cell differentiation
Cellular component (GO): nucleus
Molecular function (GO): ATP binding; RNA polymerase II cis-regulatory region sequence-specific DNA binding; DNA-binding transcription factor activity, RNA polymerase II-specific
Source: RefSeq, a predicted model, not a curated record
CUUCGUUCGCACGGCAGUAGCGGGCCAGUCACGCCAAGGUGUAAGUUUUAAGGGUGGUGUCUGGACUUCUCUGUUUCCCCGGCAGUGGCCAUAUAACAAAAAGCUGGCACAACAUCCGCAGAGAGGCGCUUUCCGUCUUUCUCAUGUUGUAUCAUCAGCGUGGGCAUUCAUGGAACGUGUACAGUUGACUGGGCGAGGAAGACGGAAUGUUAUUCAUCCGCACUGGAUACUUAAUUUGAUUGUCAGCUGUUGAUUUAGAAUAAGCUAACUUUUACAGAGAUCACGCUAAGAAUCUUAUGCCUUAUAAUGAUCCGUUUCACCCAAAUGCAGUGUUACUGCUUAUCAUAACAACAUACAUUUAGUUUUAGACUAAUGAAUAUUGAUAAUAAUUGUUGCAGUUUGCUUACCUGCUGUGCGUGGUUGUGUUUGGAGAACUUCCAAACACAACCACGUGUUGUGUUUUUGUUUUCACGCUUUUAACACAGUGUCUGUUUGUGUCGCCUGUGCGAAAGGGGAUAAGUUGUUUCCCUUACCGCGUGUCCCGGCUUUGCGUGGUACAGACAGUCGUGUGUUUCACCUUUGAUGGCACCUCCGGCGAGCACCACGCGCCGCGCUCGGUAGACCCCACCUGGGUUGCUUUCUAAGCAGGUCUGUUGUUGGGGCGAUGCUGGCGGGGAGUCCGUUGGAACUGGUCUCCGCGUGAGAGGAAGAUAAGCAGCAACGACAAGGUUUAUCCCUCCCCAGUUUCAUCUUCUGCUGAUAACUCCGCGGUGUAGGGCUAACGAUAACCCCAAAGUCUCUUUGAUGGGAGGGUUCUGCUUAGCCCACGGACGCUGACUUGAGCUGGGAAGCGGGGACCCGACAGAGCGCGGACAGAUCGGACCCAGUCAGCGGCCAAGUGUCGAUUUUCGCGACUCUUUAUCUGCGAUUUUGGGAAGUAUACAGAAGACCUACAGCUUUGCUUAGUGAAUUCAGGGGCACUCAGCUACCCUGUUGGAAUUUAUCUCAGAGCAAAAAUGGUUUUUCCCUGGGACGCAAAAUACGACCCCACCGUGGGGCGCCGCUUUACGCCUCCGUCCGCAGCCCUGAGUCCAGGGAAGAUGAGCGAAGGGCUGCCUCUGGGUGCUCAGGACAACAGCGCUGCCCUGGUGGCCAAAGUGUGCGCUGCUGACCAGAGUACGACACAGACACUGUCAGAGCACCCAGGGGAGCUGAUCCGCACCGACAGCCCCAACUUCCUGUGCUCCAUCCUGCCCUCACACUGGCGCUGCAACAAGACCCUGCCCAUCGCUUUCAAGGUGGUCUCUCUGAGUGAAAUCCCCGACGAUACGCUGGUGACCGUGAUGGCGGGGAACGAUGAGAACUUCUCGGCGGAGUUGCGGAAUGCCAUGGCGGGCAUGAAGAGCCAGGUGGCGCGCUUCAAUGACCUGCGCUUCGUGGGCCGCAGCGGGCGAGGGAAGAGCUUCUCUCUCACCAUCACCGUCUUCACCACGCCCCCCCAGGUGGCCACCUAUCAGUGCGCAAUCAAGAUCACCGUGGACGGGCCAAGAGAACCACGCCGGCACAGGCAGAAGGUGGAGGAGCUGGCGAAGUUGGGCUCCCAGAGUUUCUCUGAACGGCUUAGUGAGCUGGAGCAGCUGAGGCGCAGCACCCUGAGGAGGAGCCCCCACCCCCACCCCCACCCCCACACGCCCGCCACCAACCCCCGCCUCAACAGCGCCCCCUUCAGCAGCUCCUCCCAAAUGCCUGACUCCAGACAAAUGCAGAAUUCGCCUUCUUGGUCUUACGAGCAGUCCUACCCUUACCUGGGACAAAUCUCCGCCUCCACGGUCCACUCGGCCACGCCCAUCUCCCCUGGACGGGCCAAUGGCAUGCCCACGCUCACUGACCUGUCCAGUCGACUCUCAGGUGCAGACCUGGCGGUGUUCAGUGACCCGCAUGUGAGUCUAGAGCGGCCUUUCUCCUUCCCAGACCCCCGCCUGCACUACCCCCCCAGCUCCUUCACCUACACCCCCACCCCCAUCCCUGCCCGCUACCACACCUACCUGCCCCCCCCAUACCCUGUAGGCUCCGCCCAGGGCAGGCCCUUCCAGACUGGCUCCUCCCCCUACCACCUGUACUACAGCACAGCAGCCAGAUCGUACCAAUUCUCCAUGGUGCCCGGGGGGGACCACUCACCCCCCCGCAUCCUGCCACCUUGCACGAGUGCCUCCACAGGCUCCGCCCUUCUCAACCCAUCCUUGCCCAAUCAGACAGAGGGGACGGAGACUGAGGGCAGCCACAGCGGCUCCCCUACCAGCAUGGCUGCAGGAGCCGGACGCCUGGAGGAGGUGGUGUGGCGGCCAUACUGAGGCCCCACCCCUCUGCACGCCACCGUGUCACUUCCUGCACCCAACCAUGUCAGUUCCUGCACCCCACUGUGUCACUUCCUGCACCUCACUGUGUCACUUCCUCCUUCCUUGCUGAUGGGCCUGAUGGACUGGUGGGCCGGUUGAGUGUGUCAGGCACACUGGCAAACUGUUGAACCCUCUUCUUUUUUUUCUGUGGAUAAAACAGUAUGGGAUUACACCUGUCAGGAAUUCAUCAUUUAUACUUAUCCUUAUUGUAUUUUUUAAAAAGAAUUUUGAAAUUAUUAAUAAUUAUUUUCAGCCUCAUUAUGUUUCAUGUAUUUUGAAGAAAUCGAAGUUGACUCAGGUUGUUGGUUUAAAAAACAGAAAAUGUGGAUUUAUGUGGAAGAUCAGCAGCUCCUCCGCAUUUGUGUGAACAGUUUCUGGAUCAGUUUCUGGUCCUAGAAUAAGAACCAAUCAGGUUAAACAUGAUGUUGUUCACGUUGUGUGUCAUAUAAAGAUCUUUUUAUUUAAAUAAUUGUGACUGUGAAUAUUUAAGUGUAUGCAACAUUGCACCAGUUAUUGCAAUUAAAAUGAGUUUGUGUA